Molecule: messenger RNA, 1717 nt
Organism: Glycine soja
Lineage: Eukaryota; Viridiplantae; Streptophyta; Magnoliopsida; Fabales; Fabaceae
Product: tubulin alpha-2 chain
Exons: 4
Coding region: 76-1431 (451 amino acids)
Biological process (GO): mitotic cell cycle; microtubule cytoskeleton organization
Cellular component (GO): cytoplasm; microtubule
Molecular function (GO): structural constituent of cytoskeleton; GTP binding
Source: RefSeq, a predicted model, not a curated record
AACAGAGAAACGGAUCAUUGGACCAGAGAAGCGUCUUAAUAAACGCUAACCUCUGUACCAUUCUUCUUCUUAAAAAUGAGAGAGUGCAUUUCCAUCCACAUUGGCCAGGCCGGCAUUCAGGUCGGAAAUGCUUGCUGGGAGCUUUAUUGCCUCGAGCAUGCCAUUCAGGCUGAUGGGCAGAUGCCGAGUGAUAAGACCAUAGGUGGUGGUGACGAUGCUUUCAACACCUUCUUCAGCGAGACCGGUGCCGGAAAGCACGUGCCUCGUGCAGUUUUCGUGGAUCUCGAGCCCACUGUCAUUGAUGAAAUCAGAACUGGCACAUACCGCCAAUUGUUCCAUCCUGAGCAGCUCAUCAGUGGAAAGGAAGAUGCAGCAAACAACUUCGCUCGUGGCCAUUAUACUAUUGGGAAGGAGAUAGUUGAUCUUUGCUUGGAUCGUAUCAGAAAGCUUGCGGACAACUGCACUGGUCUCCAGGGUUUUCUGGUUUUUAAUGCCGUUGGUGGUGGCACUGGUUCGGGUCUUGGAUCCCUUCUCUUGGAACGGCUUUCCGUAGAUUAUGGCAAGAAAUCCAAGCUGGGUUUCACUGUGUAUCCUUCACCACAAGUUUCAACCUCUGUUGUUGAGCCUUACAACAGUGUCCUUUCCACCCAUUCCCUUUUGGAGCACACUGAUGUUGCCGUGCUACUUGAUAACGAAGCCAUAUAUGAUAUUUGCAGGCGUUCCCUUGACAUUGAGAGACCCACUUACACUAACCUUAACCGCUUAGUUUCUCAGGUGAUAUCAUCACUGACUGCAUCUCUGAGAUUUGAUGGUGCCCUGAAUGUGGAUGUUACUGAGUUCCAGACUAACCUGGUACCAUAUCCGAGGAUUCACUUCAUGCUUUCAUCCUAUGCUCCCGUGAUUUCAGCAGAGAAGGCAUACCAUGAACAGCUUUCAGUUGCAGAGAUCACAAACAGCGCGUUUGAGCCAUCCUCUAUGAUGGCCAAGUGCGACCCUCGCCACGGCAAGUACAUGGCUUGUUGUCUGAUGUACAGAGGCGAUGUGGUUCCUAAAGAUGUUAAUGCAGCCGUAGCCAUUAUCAAGACAAAACGCACCAUCCAAUUUGUUGAUUGGUGUCCCACUGGGUUCAAGUGUGGCAUAAAUUAUCAGCCUCCAACAGUUGUUCCAGGGGGAGAUCUUGCCAAGGUGCAAAGAGCAGUGUGCAUGAUCUCCAACUCCACUAGUGUUGCUGAGGUUUUCUCACGCAUUGACCACAAAUUUGACCUUAUGUAUGCCAAGAGAGCGUUUGUGCACUGGUAUGUUGGUGAGGGCAUGGAAGAGGGUGAGUUCUCUGAGGCUCGUGAAGAUCUUGCUGCCCUUGAGAAGGAUUAUGAGGAGGUCGGAGCAGAGGCUAAUGAAGGUGAUGAAGGAGAGGAUGGAGAUGAGUAUUGAUUAGGGAGUUACUUUUUCGUGAUGGGGUUCUUUUAUGUACUUUCCUUGGCUUUAUUUUGUAAGUUGUUGCCAUAUAUGCUUGCUGUUAUCUGCAUGAAUGGUUUGUCCAUUUGAUGGAGCUUGUUCUGUCCCAGCACUAAAUAAUUUCAAUGACAUGAUUGUGGCGCUUUAGUUAAAAUUGAAAGGUUUAUGCGCAGUAAUUUGAUUGUCUUUGUGAUUGCGGAGCUUAAUUCUGUCUGAUUGCAUUUGAAAAAAAAAAGUAUAAAAACUUACAUCAUGGAUUGCA